This is a messenger RNA of Striga asiatica, 882 nucleotides long. Lineage: Eukaryota; Viridiplantae; Streptophyta; Magnoliopsida; Lamiales; Orobanchaceae. The record is from the annotation of a GenBank genome assembly.
AUGAAAGCUGGGUUCUACUCUCAGAUUGGAAAUGGCAAAAACACAUUCUUAUGGGCUGAUCCUUGGGUUGCAGGGCUACCUUAUCUUCACCCUGUACCUCUUAGCUCUUCUAUUUACCAAGAGAUGGCAAAAGUGAGUGACCUCUUAAAUGAAGCUGGAUCAGCAUGGAAUUCUGAGCUGAUUCUCAAAUCCUUCCCCCCUCAUGAAGCACACCUAAUUCUCCACACUUCUGUCAGCAGAGGAGACCAAGAGGACAAAUGGUCAUGGAAGUUUUCAAAGAAUGGCAGGAGAAUCUUCUGGUUUCAAUGUCUCCUCAGAGACGACCCCACCACCACUUCCAUCUUCUUGAUCAACGGCCUCACGAUUACCAGUGAAAUUAACGGCCACGAUGGCAUCAAUCCUCUCCUGCAACGCUAUCGCCUUGCGAAUCACAGCCUUCCUGCAAACCCUAACCCCCAAAUCCACCCCACAAAUCGAAUCGAGCUUGAACAGGAGAGACAUCAGGCUCUCGUUCAUCCUCAAGCGCUCCUUCUCGUCCCUUCGAACCAGAUCCAAAACGUCCUCCUCCGACAGCCUCCCCUCGAUCUCAUCCACCUUACACUUGAUAUCCUUAAUCUUCUUCAGGCAUUUACGAACCAGAAAGCCCCUGAAAACCUUCUGUAUCUUAACGGCGGACCCCGAGCGAUCCACCUGUCCCGAUCCGACGAACUGAACCGGGAUCCGAACGACUUUCCCUCUCUCCGGCCGGCGCUGGACCGGCGGCCGGGAGGCAAGGCGGGUUUCCAGUGGAUCGAGAUGGUGAGCAGGCACGCCGCCGUACGAAGGGGUGGGGAAGAAAGGGUACCAACCGCCGUAUGUGAGAAAUGGAUUCUCCAUGUCUGA